This is a messenger RNA of Leucoraja erinaceus (little skate), 6874 nucleotides long. Its product is annotated as EMILIN-2-like. Gene Ontology annotation, molecular function: protein binding. The transcript has 7 exons. The coding region runs from base 1300 to 4458 and encodes 1052 amino acids. The record is from RefSeq and is a predicted model, not a curated record. NCBI's taxonomy places the organism in Eukaryota, Metazoa, Chordata, Chondrichthyes, Rajiformes, Rajidae.
GUGACGGACAGGUUGGGUGAGUGGGCAGAUGCAUGGCAGAUGCAAUUUAAUGUGGAUGAAUGUGAGGUUAUCCACUUUGGUAGCAAAAACAGGAAGGCAUAUUAUUAUCUAAAUGGUGUCAAGUUGGCAAACGGGGAAGUACAAUGGGAUCGUUGCAUCUCCCCUUUUCCUAAUCGGCCACCAUUCAGAUAAUAGUCUACUUUCCUGUUUUUGCCACCAAAGUGGAUAACCUCACAUUUAUCCACAUGACUGUAUGGCAAAUCAAAUUCCUCGUCUGUUGCAAAACAUACUUGGCUAAUAAAGUAUGAUUAUGAUUUUGUGUCUAUCUAGGGUGGGGGAGGGACGGAGUAGGAAUUAUGUUCGGCACAAACAUUGUGGGCCGAAGGGCCGUUCCUGUACUGUACUUGAGACCAGCAACCUCAAUUGAAUCUGCUUCAAACUGACACACCUGUAACCGAAUAAUAUGCAAAUCAACACCGCUUCACAUUGCACAGAAUUCCCGGUUUAUAUGGUACGAGUCUGAUUUUAUUGUCUUCUUUCAACGUGAAAACCAAAAAUCUCCCUAUGACUGCCAGCAGUAAUAGGCUCAUGCAAAGUUAUCGUAUAAUGUUGAAAUGCAAUUACUGUAAAAACGAGCCAAAAAUGAGUUGUCCCACCAAGAUUACAACAUGCGCUAUUUUUAUCUAAUUUACAGCGAGCUGGAGCCAAACUGAUUUUUUUUUCUCCUUUUGCCAAGCGAGACUUUGUGAAGAAGUUACUAUUUCACCAAACGGAGACGGUGUAAUGCGGAUGAGGAGGUGAAUUGGCAUCGCCCUGACAUUCCCUCCACCUCGUGUAGCUCAGUCAUUAUUAGUUCGCUUUUUGAAGCCUUCGCUUUGCUGCAGUUUGUUCACUCUAUAUGGUUAUACGGUGAAGUUACAGUCACCUCCCAUCCAGGCGUGGGGAUGGAGCUUAAAGCCAACUUUUUUUGGGGAACAGAGAAGCAAAGUUCCUAGUGGUGUGCCUGAAAUUCCUAUGCAGGAAGAUCAACGUCAUUCCGUAAAGAAAAAAACCCUCAGACCAGAGUAACAGGAAAAGCCCGAGACCAAGGCAUUGCUCUUCGGUGUACUGGGCUGCUCAUCUCCAGAGGGCAGACCCACGACCAGUUCAAUUGUUGAAGCUUUCUGUCUCUCUCCUGCAGACCUGAAACCAGCUGUUCUCCGGGAGAGAAAAAUAAAGUUUGCUCCAUCGUUUGCACUGUCAGAGGCUGAGCUGCAACGGAGGGAAAGUGGACACUUGGAACAACUGCCCCCUGCGACAAUGGCCGCAAGAUUAGCUGAGAGCGAGGCAGUGUUCCUAAGCUGCUCUUUGAUUCUGUUCGGUUUCUUGAUGUCUGGCGUUGAAACGACUCUUCCUCCAUCUGCCAGUUACAACCUCUAUUCGUCCAGGUCCAUUCCGCAGUUUGCUGGCAGCAGAACUCCAGGACGCAGCAAGAACUGGUGCGCCUACAUUGUUAAGAAGAACGUGACCUGCUCGGUGAUGGACGGCGCAGAGAGCUACAUCAAGGCUGAAUACCAGCCGUGUCCCUGGGGUCUACCCAACUGUCCGCCUGCCGUGGUAUAUCGGACACAUUUUCGCCCAACGUAUAAAGUUGCUUUUAAGGUGGUGACCCAGCUGGCGUGGAGGUGUUGCCCUGGAUUUAAGGGUGAAGAUUGUAAGGAUGGCCUCUACACACGCACUGGCAUUUCUCCUCUGCCAUCUUCUGAAACCCGCAAGAGGAAUCUUAACCCAGAAACGACAGAUGGUCAACGUCAUAAAGAACCAUCUACUGAUGUGCAAAGCCUGAAAAUACAGCAGUUGGAAUAUGAAGUACAACGUCUUAACCAGGUUCUGGAAAAAAUGCAGGCUUCAGUAACAGGACUGGGGGACAGUCUGAGGCACACUGUCCAGGAAGAUACCAGCAAAACACUUGCAACAUUGUUGAACAAUCUAAGGCUCUCUGGCAGUGCUGUUGGCUUCGAGACUACCCAUGAGAAUGGAGACACAGUUUAUCAAUCGGGAAUGGGUGAGGUGAUGUCUAGGCUAACAGAAGUAAAGGACACAUUGAAGAAUAAGAGUGAUAUGUUGGAUGAACUUCACGGAAUGGUGAGUGGGCAUGAUGGACAAUUGAAACAGCUGAUGGAAGUAGCCCAAGGACCUAUCGCUACUCAUUCUCCUUUUGCCAAUGGCGACUUUUACCAGUCUUACAUUGAUGGCAAAUUUAAAACUCUGAGGGAAGAGAUGAUGCUCGGCAUUGACAUGAAGUUUGCAGAUCUGAAGAACUCCUGCGAGUACAAGCUAAUGUCUCUCAAGCAUCAGUGCGAAGAAAAUGAAUUGCAGUAUGAGAACAUGGAAAGACGACUUGACGAGAAAGAGGAUGGACUGAAAAAGGAAAUCGAUAAUAUCAGGAAGGUUCUGCAGCAAUCGCCAGGUCACUACAACUGCUGUGCUUCCAUAAGCACCUUAAAACGCCGAUUGAAUAACAUGGACAUAAGGGUCUACAGAAUAGCAGAUGCAAACCAGGCGUUGAACGCUAGAUUAGACAAUGAACUGGAGCGUUUUACGACCUUUAAUCUGGAAAACAUUUUUGGUGAGAGACUGGAAGAAAUUGAAUCUCGAAUAAAUGUGACGGAGAGGAAUGCCGAGGAGCACUGCUUUUACAUUGAGUACACUCUGAGAGGACAUAUCGACACUGAAGUUGAUGGUGUUAAGGGACUGUUGAAGAAAGAGCUCCAAUUGUUACGGACCAAACAUGACAAUGAUUUGGCACUGAUUGGCAACACAACUUUUGCUGCUGCGAUAGACAGUGAGCUAGAAUCGAUACUCCAGAAAGAUUUGUAUUCCAGGAAUGAUCAAAUCAAUAAUAUCAUGGAGCAUAUUGAGAACAGGUUGCAAGAGUUGGAAAAUGUAUGUCAGAGCGGCUGUACAUCUGAUGCCAGGGAGAUGAGGGACAUCAGGAAGGAUUUAGAAACCUGCAAGAACAACGACAAAGAGUUGUUCCUAAAAACUGAGCAAAAUUUGCAUCUUUUUACGUCUCUGAACUGCACAGUUCAUGAAGGUUUCAGGAAGGUUCAAGAUAAUACAGACUUGCAAACGACACACAGAGAAAUCAACAAAUUGAAAUUUAUCUUGAACUCCAUUGAGGAUACCGUACAAACUCAGUGGGAAGGUCUGAACAAGAGCUCUGAAGCACUCUUAACCGUCGAGUCCGCUUUAACGAAGAGGCAACAGGAGUUCCUGGAUAAGAUUUACAAGCUGCAAGAAAAGGACAGGAACUUGGAAACACAGCUGCAGAGGAAUGAGAGCCAGUUAAACGAAAUGAAGGAACAACUGGAGCAGCUCACAGGUCAGAUGGCAAAAGACAUUAACGAGUGUAAGCACGGUACCCAAGGCAUCCAGAAGGAAGUCUCCCAUAUUGACAGCAAGAUUGCACACAUUGAAAACGUUUGCAGUAAGCUGGAUAAUAUUUCUGGCAGCCUCCAGCGAAUUAAAGAUGGGCUGAACAAACAUGUCAGUAGUCUUUGGAACUGCAUCCAUCAGAUAAACGAAACUGUAAAAUGGCACACCACAGAUAUAGUCACACUGAAGAAACCUACUCGCCGACUCCGAAUUCAAAGCCCCAAAAUUAGACACAAAGUUAAUGGUUUCCUUCCACGCCACCCCAUACCAGUGGAAAGGGGCCAAGCGGGACCGCCGGGACCACCCAACCCAGCAAGCCUUCCACCUGACUCACCGAGACACCCACCCAAUUCGGCAAGGAUCCCGCCCACCUCUCCACGUAUCCCACCCAAAUCGGCAAGACGUCCACACAACUCGCCGAGACUUCCACCCGCUGCCGGAACAAGCCAGAGUGUCAUUCGGGAAGUUGGUUACGCAGGUCCACCAGGAUCGAGGGAUAUCCCAGAUAUUAAUGGCUCACCUAGGAUCAAGGAACACCAAAGCACACCACCAAUGACCAGGCAAAACGGAGUCACCAGCAAUAUAGGUGUCCAAAAGCACGUGGCCUUUUCCGUAGGCCUGACCAGAAAACCAUUUGUUGGCGAUGCAGGAAUAAUCCGAUUCAAUAAAGUUUUAGUUAAUGACGGAUACCACUACAAUUCAAAUACAGGUAUAUUUACUGUUCCUUUGGAAGGACAGUACCUCAUCACUGCAGUUCUUGCUCCUCAGAGGAAUGAACACAUUGAAGCAACCCUCACUGUUUCUAAUCGAAGUAUCACACAGAUGGACACGGCUGGCUAUCGGAUAGAGCUGUUGGAAUCUCAAAGACCCUUCCUAAGAAGAGAGAUUUGUGGGGGAAUCGGGACCUUCAACCUGAUUCUAAAUCUUAAAGUUGGGGAUGAAGUGAGUGUCUUUGUGAUUGAUGGUAAACUAGUCAACACAGAUGAAAUGUACUCAACUUUCAGCGGGACUUUGCUAUACGAAACAUCCCCACAGAGCUAGCCAACUUGAAAACUGGGCAAAUUAACGUUUAAAAUACACCAAUUUAGGGUGUGCAAAGGGAUGUGGAUAUUCCUGAAUCUGACAGUCAAAAAAAUAUAUAAAAUGUCACUUCCUUUAAGGACUAAUUCCACCAAGUUAGAAUUCUGCAUAAGCUUCCGGCUUAUGAUUUUAACAUUCAAGACUUUUAAAUAAUCUUUCCAUAAUAGGAUUUCACGAUCAGUCAUUUUACUAACUUAAAAAGUAUUGUCUGUUGUGAGAGUUACUUUGAAAUAGUACAAUUUCACUUGUUCACACAGUUUACCAGAAUGUCACAGCUGGAGGGUUGUCCAAUCAAAUGUUUUACAUAUUUAUGGGUGUGCAAACUUUAUCCAUGUGAUGGCAAUUUUUUUUUUUUUUUUUUCAUUUUCUGGGUAGUUAUUUUCAGUUGAACUGUUGACAAUCUGUUCUUAAUUCAGCAACAAAAUAUUCCCCCCCUUCACCCUCACUCUAUAUUUAAAUCACAGGGAAAAUGUUCCUUAAAGCUUAAACCUGCUCUGAAAUGCAAUCUUGGGAGUAAAUAGAUAAAAUUAAGAAUGAUACAAUUACAUUAUGUCUGUGAAGAUGCAAUAAUUUAUAGUAAUAAUUUACUAUUUAAACCUGUGCUCCACUUUAUGAUAUACUGGCUUGGUGUUAAUGGUUAUAGGGAGAAGGCAGGAGAAUGGGGUUGAGUGGGAAAGAUAGAUCAGCCAUGAUUGAAUGGCAGAGUAGACCUUAUUAGACUGAAUGGCCUAAUUCUGCUCCUAUCACUUAUGAAAAGUAGCUUUGCUGCAUACCAUCAAAAUGCAUCAUUUGAAGGGAUUAUUGCACUUGCAUAGGUAAAUUCUUGUCUUGUGCUCUCUUGCUACAUUUUAUGUUCCUGUAUGAAUCAGUGCACCAAUGUAAACCAACAAAACUGAAUUUAGUUAUGCAUGUUGCCAAAAUGUUAACAUGCAUCAUCGGGUUCUUUGGUGGAAUGGGGGGGUGGUAGAGGAAGGGAGAAUCAUGUAUUUUCUUGACACUUGCUUUAAACAACAUUAAGACAUGGACAACUACAAGAAAGGUAAAAAGCCAUUCGGGAAAAAGCUUUGAAAAGUAAAAAUAUGCUAAGCGCAAUAAACAAUCGAUGGUGGGAGAAUGUGGUAGAUGGAAUGCAAUUCAUAAUGAAUGGCUCACACCGUAAACCACCUCAAACUCAGGUUAUCAUUGGCUAUAUUUCUUGGACUCUAUAGCCAGUCUCUUAAAAUAUUUUGUGUCCAAAUAAAUAGCAAUUUGCUUUUGCUAAUGUCUUACAAUAAUGCAAUUUUAGGUUGCCUUUUGGAAUUAAUAUUCUAUAAACUGAAAAUGUUAAUUCAUACAAAUUGGAUAUCAACUUUAACUCUUUAACACUACUUUAUCACAAGCAUUUUAUAAAAAUAAGCUAGAGAAACAAUUCAAAGAACAUUUGAAAGAGUAUUAAUAUAACUUUUGAUAUUUAUAAUAGCUAAAUAUACAAUUUUCCUACUCAACUACACUUAAACUUCAGACAAUACAUUUGUUAGAUUUUAUUAAAAUAAAUAGUUCAUUAUUUUACUUUGGAAGGUCUCCUUUCUUGUAGCAUGAAGAUCUUCCUUUAAACAAGAUCCUUCGUUAAUUUUGGUGCAAAGGAAUUACUUGAGUAUUCUGGUACAGACAAUGGUUAGGCCCAAAUGAAAUGCUCACACAUCCUCCUCCACAGAGCACUACAGUGUUUCAAUAUUAAAUGUUAUUUUAAGAUGGAAGAUGCCAGAGCAGAUAAUUAUAUUGAAAGAUCCAUAAUGGUAAUGUUUAACCUUCAGUUUUAAAGGAAAGAAAAACAAAUAGGAAGUUCUGGGAUAUAGAAACAUAAAAUUUGAAAUACUCAACCAGUCAGAUAGUGUGUGGAGAAUAUUCUCUGCAGAAGUCGCUUAAUUUGAGUAUUUCCGGUAUUUAAAAAUAUUGUAUGGUCAAUUAUUCCUCGUUUUAAAAACAAUGAAGAUUUAGGUCCAAGAAAAUUUGCACGGGUCCCCCAAUGAGCUAACUUAUAGAAAGUCUAGUGUAACCAGUUUUAAUCAACCAAUUUUUAAUUGUUCAUUGUUCAAACAAUUUUUAAAGCAUAUCUUCUAAACCUAAAAUAAGUAAAAUACUCUAGGAUCAAGUUAAAAUCAGCGAUCAAUAAUGGGUGUGGACUUGAUGGGUCGAAGGGCUUAUUUCCAUACUUCUCUCUGACACUACAGAAGUGAAGAAAAACAUGAAUUCUAUUGAAGUAUUUUGAAACCCAAAAUGCAUGUGAACUUUUGCUCUUUGAAUGAUCUGGUCUCAUGUAUUAUUGUAUCAAUGAGGAUAUUUUACCGUUUUAUCAAGGUUAAUAAUCCUAUUGAUUAAACAUAUAUUUUUAAAAACA